Messenger RNA from Aspergillus nidulans FGSC A4, 614 nucleotides. RefSeq lists its product as uncharacterized. The record is from RefSeq and is a predicted model, not a curated record. Lineage: Eukaryota; Fungi; Ascomycota; Eurotiomycetes; Eurotiales; Aspergillaceae. Bases 110 to 394 code for a protein of 94 amino acids. The transcript has a single exon.
AAACCUACACAUACCUACCAUAUACUAGACAACGAACGGAUAAACUCAGCGUCAUAUCACCAAACUACAAAUCUCGCCUCUAUUCACUACCUCCACACCACGCGCCAAUAUGCCUAACAACAAUUGGUCUUCCAACACCUCCUCCAACGACUCCGGUGUCACGGGCGCCGCUAAAUUCGUCACAUCCACACUUGGUAACACUGUCGGCGGCGUCUCCAAGACCUUGGGGGGCGUUACGGGCGCCGCAACUCGCGGACUGGGCGAUACAGUGAACAGUGCUACCGGUAGUUCGGGGAGGCCUGUUGGCGAUGCUCUGGGAAAUGUGGGGACGGGAUUGGAGGAUGGACUCAAGAAGGUUGGGAAGGGGGUCGAGGAUGCGGGACAGUGGAAAUAAUCUUCCAUUUCAAUGAGAGGAGUUCGAUGGGAUAGGAUAUAUCAGGAUGUACUCCAUAUCCGGCUUUGAUGGUACAUUUGAUGAUAACGGUCAGAAGAUAGGAUUAACGAUGCUUACGAUCAAUCUUUUGGCGCAUAAUUUCCAUUUAAGUCUCUUUGACUGUCUUGAUGAGCCUAUUCGUUUAUGAGCUGAAUGUCAAGAGGCGCCUAUUGGCACACGA